UUGGAUGAAUUCCUUGUAGGUUUCCAGUAAGGUCAUAUGAUUGAGAAACUGGAGCUGGUGUUACUUAACUCAUGUUCUUUAAAAGGACGGCUAAGCCCUUUGUGCAUGAUCUUUAUUCAGGUCCUCUUUGAACAUCUGAAAUUGCCAAGUCCUUAGCAAUGCUCGUGGUCCUGCUCUUUUGUGCUUUUGCAUCAGCAGUGUCGUCAGUAUCCACCCCAGCACCAAAACAAGAAGUGCACAGCUGGAAUGCGUGUUCCUUGGUGGUGUGUGGACCAGCUGAGAAAGGGAUACCAGGACGGGACGGCCGAGAUGGAAUUCAAGGAUUAAAAGGGGAAAAGGGAGAACAAGGACUGUUAGGCCCAAAAGGAAGCCUGGGUCCUCCAGGGAAGAUGGGGCCAGCUGGACCAGCAGGACAAAAAGGGUCUCAGGGGAAUCCUGGAACAAAAGGCGAUGCUGGACAAAUAGGACCACGUGGGAUUCAGGGUUUGCAAGGUCCUUCUGGAAAUGUGGGCCCUUCUGGACCGAAAGGUAACAUUGGCCCACAAGGUGAGAAAGGUGUCAAAGGAGAAAUGGGUCUCAAAGGAGCCCUUGGUCCUCCAGGACCCCAAGGCAAAAUAGGUGCCCCUGGACCAGCUGGGGCCAAAGGAUCAAUGGGCGAAAAGGGAGCAAAAGGAGACCGGGGUGUCCAAGGACUGCAAGGACCACCAGGUCCUCUAGGGCCAAAGGGAAACCCUGGCUCUCCUGGACCCAAAGGAGAGAGGGGUACCAUGGGUGAAAAGGGAACAAAGGGUGAUAGUGGCCUCUCAGAGGUCAAUCUUUUGAAGACCAAAGUUAGCAGCCUGGAAGGACAGCUGAAAGCUCUGCAAGCCAGCUUUGCCAAGUACCAGAAAGUUGCCAUGUUCCCAGGGGGACGCAGCGUGGGCAACAAAGUGUUCAUAACCAACAGCUACGAAGGCAACUUCGAGGACUUGAGACUCAAGUGUGCGCAGGCCGGAGGGCUGCUCGCGACCCCGAGGAACGUUGCGGAGAACGAUGCCAUCCAAAAGAUUGCAGUGAUGUACAACAAAGGGAUCUUCCUUGGCAUAACUGACUUAAAGACCGAAGGGACAUUUAAGUACCUGAAUGAUCAGCCCAUCACUUACUCCAACUGGUUGCAAGGGGAGCCCAAUAAUAACCAGGGCAAGGAGAAUUGUGUGGAAAUGUUCUCCAAUGGAAAAUGGAAUGACAAAUCCUGCGGAGAGAAAAGGCUACUGGUCUGCGAAUUUUAGACCAUCUGUCAGGACACUGUUUAGAUCGGGGGGGGGGGGUCUUCAAGCUCGGCCCUUUUAUGACUCGUGAACUUCAAAUCCCAGAAUUCCUCAGCCAGUGUGAGCCGUAAAAGAGCCGAAUUUGAAGACCCUCCAAUUUAGAUCCAGGGAGGCUGUGAAGUUUUAAUACCAUGCUUGCUUUUUAUCUUUAGGCAUUAAAUAAAUCAUGACUUUAGCUAAUCCUCCCUAAAUCCUAGUGAGGGGGAACUGUUGAUUUCAUGUAUAACAUUAAAGUAACCAUCAAGCACA
Messenger RNA from Crotalus tigris (Tiger rattlesnake), 1556 nucleotides. RefSeq names its product pulmonary surfactant-associated protein D-like. The transcript is spliced from 8 exons. Bases 159 to 1268 code for a protein of 369 amino acids. The record is from RefSeq and is a predicted model, not a curated record. NCBI's taxonomy places the organism in Eukaryota, Metazoa, Chordata, Lepidosauria, Squamata, Viperidae.